AGGAUGCAUUCACGUGACAUGCAUCCCCAUCGAGGUCGGCCGCGGCACCGACUUGCUCAGAGUCGUCAGUGCCGCGUUGCGCAGGCUGCCCGACCACGACCUUGUUCUCGAACACCCAGCAUAACUGAACGACAUGCCAACAGAACUGCCAUAUGCCGCAGAUGCAGAGGUGUCGCUGUCAUACGACGAAUUAGAGGUGCUACGCCUGCAAUACCAGAGGGAGCUCUCGCAGUCACACGUUACGACACAGACCAAGUUCAACUAUGCAUGGGGGCUCGUGAAGAGCCCAAUACGAGAACAUCAGGUUGAGGGCGUGAGGUUGUUGCAAGAGAUUUACCGUGCCGAGCCUACAAGGCGGAGAGAAUGCUUAUACUACCUUGCACUCGGCUACUACAAGUUUGGCAAUUAUGAAGAGGCUAGGAGAUUCAACUCCCUCUUGAUGGACAAGGAACCCUCGAAUAUGCAAGCACAGAGUCUUGCCAGCCUCAUUGACCAGCGGGUCACACGAGAGGGCUACAUUGGUAUGGCACUGGCUGGCGGAGUUGCCGCAAUUGGCACGAUCCUCCUAGCAUCUCUUAUACGGCGAGCAGCUCGCAAAUGAUCACGCUGGCCUUUCCUAACAUCCGUUUGUCGGAACCGCUCUGCACCUGGUCACCGCCUCUGCGUCUUCCUUGUGCAUUUCGUCCUCCGCGAUGCAACGCCUGGUCCGGACAAUUCCAAAUCAACGCGCUGAUCUCGCUUUCUCUGCACGUACCGUAUGUUAUAACGAUGUAUAUAUGAACACAAUACUACUCACUUACGAG
Molecule: messenger RNA, 803 nt
Organism: Rhodofomes roseus
Lineage: Eukaryota; Fungi; Basidiomycota; Agaricomycetes; Polyporales; Fomitopsidaceae
Product: mitochondrial fission 1 protein
Exons: 5
Coding region: 134-601 (155 amino acids)
Biological process (GO): autophagy of mitochondrion; peroxisome fission; mitochondrial fission
Cellular component (GO): peroxisomal membrane; mitochondrial outer membrane
Molecular function (GO): protein binding
Source: RefSeq, a predicted model, not a curated record